GAAUCAAAGCCUCAGCAUAUGCAGCACUCACAUUGCCGACUCUUAGAACUCCCCCGAGAACCUCGAGAUGAGAUCUACUCCUGGGUCCUAGCCUCUACACGAGUCACUUUUGGGGAAAUGCCUGGAGUAUAUUACGGGAUCAAACUAACUAUCAACAAGAGCCACCCGUAUUCCCUCGCACUCUUAUACACUUGCCGACAAAUAAAAGCAGAGGUCAGAUCGCAUUGGAUUAGUUGGGUUGUCUUUAACUUUCAGACGCCCGAAUCGCUGCUAGAUACACUUACAAAACUACCCACUGUCAAGGUUGCAGCCAUCCGCCAUAUUCGGGUCAACGGCCGUCCUGUCAUGCUAUCAUUAGCGCAUGAUGAUGUCUACUAUAGACUUGCUUGGAGCUUGAAGCUGGUGCCACAUCUUCAGCUUGACACACUUACUGUCCUUGGUGGUAGUGCUAACAACAUUUCCGGAGGGCCAGCGCAAGUUGACUACAACACACUUGAUGGCCUGAUUGCGUCGGGAACUGGAUGGAAGGAGCUUUACUACAUCACCCCCAAUUCGUCUAUUCUCAGCUUCCAGAAAACCGAGCGCUUUGGACAGACGUACCUUCGCAAGCCUCAGCCGGAUACAUGGAGAUCGGCGCUUUCUCAACGAGACGGGCCUGACUCGGGAGCUUCAGUGAUAAUUUACCGAUCAAGGACUAGUAUUCCAGGAUCGAUAGUCAACCACAUUGAGCGAGAGACCUUUGAACAAGUUGUUGCCCCACAAGAUCUCGAAGACUUCGCAAUAGAGAAAGACCCAGUCCUCACCUCACCAAGCGAGCAACACAAAGAAGUAUUUGUUGUUGUCAAACGGGGCCGGGAUGCAAAUAUAACAGAGGCCUCUAUGCCCCCCUACAAUCAGGACUAUGGCAUACGUGCCUUGGCUCUCAACAUGACUUGGGCCCAAGUUCGGGAAUACUAUACUGAAGGCGGGGACAACGACGAUGAGUCUAGUUUCGACGGCCCCGGUUUACUCAGCACAUCAGUCAGCCUGGACACUUAUGGAUGCAACGCUCACGAGAUUGACUGGGCUGAUAGCAGAGAUCUGGAGAUCGCUACCAGAGGCGGGCAAUCAGAGGACUGGGACGAGUGUACAGUUGCAGAUCUACUCCGAUCGCGCUUUGUCUAGAUUUAAUUAUGGAUUAGGGCAAAGCAGCAAUUACACAGUUGCUCGACAGAUUUUCCUCGCACAGUGGGAUUCCGUGAGAUUAGAGAAUGGCGCUUCUGUUGUGCUCGUUGGUGUAAGGGGGAGCGCAGCUUCAAAUCUAUGGUCGACCCUAAACCCUUCAUAAAGUCAUAAGUCAACGGUAACACCUAUCAUCAGAGAUAAGAGCAGUACUGCUUGUCGCUAGU
Messenger RNA from Lindgomyces ingoldianus, 1388 nucleotides. RefSeq lists its product as uncharacterized. The transcript has 2 exons. NCBI's taxonomy places the organism in Eukaryota, Fungi, Ascomycota, Dothideomycetes, Pleosporales, Lindgomycetaceae. The record is from RefSeq and is a predicted model, not a curated record. The coding region runs from base 19 to 1164 and encodes 381 amino acids.